CACAGUACUUUCAUUAUUGGCUAUGAAGUUUAUCUGUCUUCUGCAUAAGGGGAUUGCCGAGUGAUUGCCGCGCAUGCGCAAAACUUGAUUCCGUUAGCUGUCAGAGCAGAAUGUUUUCCUCCCAGUCCAUGGACCAAACUUAGCGCAGCGACAAGCGGCUAGCUUCGAAAAUGUAUCCAGCGGAGAACGGCAUACUGCGAACAUUCGGAGUUUUAAAACAACAAAAAUGUCUAUAGCGAACUGUUUUCGGAAACUUGAGCUCUGUGAGUACGAACUUGGACACUACUGUCGAAACCACACUUAGGGUAACGUAUCAGCUGCUAAAGUUAACUACGGAGCUUUGUAAAGUUGGCACCGUCCUUCAGGAAGAUUAUUAUUUUUAGGUUUUGUACAUAUCAGUGAUGAAAAUGGCAUACUUGUAAGUAACCAUUAAUUAUGGUAGCUACUCUAACGACGGGUGUAGUGUAGAACCGGAGUAAAACAGGAUUUAAAGGAGCUGGGCGGGUAGCCCGGCUGCUCCGUUGCGAUGGGCAACCGCGGGAUGGAGGAUCUGAUCCCGCUGGUCAACCGGCUUCAAGAUGCCCUGAGCAGCGUGGGCCAGAGCUGCAGCCUCUACCUGCCGCAGAUCGCUGUGGUGGGCGGCCAGAGCGCAGGCAAGAGCUCCGUGCUGGAAAACUUUGUGGGCAGAGACUUCCUUCCACGGGGUUCGGGAAUUGUCACUCGCAGACCUUUAAUCCUCCAGCUGCUUAGUGCUAACACUGAGUACGGUGAAUUUUUCCAUUGCAAGGGAAAGAAGUUCACAGACUUUGAGGAGAUCCGCAAAGAGAUCGAGGCAGAGACACGCAGACUCACAGGAUCCAAUAAAGGCAUCUCCCCUGUCCCCAUCAACCUACGGAUUUAUUCACCACACGUGCUGAACCUGACUCUUGUGGACCUGCCUGGCAUCACCAAGGUGCCUGUAGGCGACCAGCCGGCAGACAUAGAGUACCAGAUACGAGACAUGAUCAUGCAGUUCAUCUGUAAGGAAAACUGUCUCAUCCUGGCUGUCACGCCAGCUAACACUGACCUGGCCAACUCUGAUGCACUCAAACUGGCCAAAGAUGUUGACCCACAGGGCCAGCGCACAAUUGGUGUAAUCACUAAGCUGGACCUGAUGGAUGAAGGAACAGACGCCCGGAACAUUCUAGAGAACAGGUUGCUUCCCCUGCGCAGAGGUUACAUAGGGGUGGUGAACCGCAGUCAGAAGGACAUUGAUGGGAAAAAGGAUAUUAAGGCAGCCCUUCUUGCAGAGAAGAAGUUCUUCCUUUCCCACCCGGCCUACAAACACAUGGCUGAAAGCAUGGGCACCCCAUAUUUACAAAGAAUACUUAACCAGCAACUGACAAACCACAUCCGGGACACUCUGCCAGCCUUCCGUACUCAUCUGCAGGGCCAGCUUCAGGACUUGAAUAAAGAGGCUGAAAAAUGCAAACAGUUCAGUCCUGAUGACCCUGGACAGAGAACCAAGACACUGCUACAGUCAGUUCAGCGCUUGGCUGUGGACUUUGAGAAGCUAAUCGAGGGCUCGGGCGACAGAGUAGACACCGUUAAUCUGUCAGGAGGUGCCAGGAUCAACCGAAUCUUCCAUGAGCGUUUCCCCAAUGAACUGGUCAAGAUUGAAUUGGAUGAGAGAAAGCUGCGGCGGGAGAUCAACUAUGCCAUCAGAAACAUCCAUGGUGUUAGGACGGGUCUGUUCACUCCUGAUAUGGCCUUUGAAGCCAUAGUCAAAAAACAGAUAUCAAGGCUAAAGGGGCCGUGUAUUCAAUUUGUAGACACGGUCAGUCAAGAACUAAUCUCCACUGUGUACCAGUGUAUCAACAAGCUCAGUUCCUUUCCCAAACUGCAAGAUGAGACCGAGAGAAUUGUAACCGCUGAAAUACGAGAGCAAGAGAGCAAAUGCAAAGAUCAGAUCGUGUUGCUCAUUGACAUACAGCUUGCCUACAUAAAUACCAAACAUGAAGAUUUCAUUGGCUUCACUAACGCCCAGCAGAUGUACAACCAAAGCAACAAGAAGACUGCUGCAGGGAUGGCAGGAAACCACGGUGCGGCCCCUCCUUCCAGACUCGUAGUCAUACGCAAGGGCUGGCUGACCAUCAGCAACAUCGGCAUCAUGAAAGGUGGAGCCAAGGAAUACUGGUUUAUCCUCAGUGCAGAGAGCCUGUCCUGGUUCAAGGAUGAUGAGGAGAAGGAGAAGAAGUACAUGCUUCCUCUGGACAAUCUGAAGCUCCGAGAUGUGGAGAAGGGCUUCAUGUCCAGCAAAUUUGCCUUUGCUAUCUUCAACACCGAGUUAAGGAACGUGUAUAAGGACUACAAAUGCCUGGAGUUGGCCUGUUACUCUCAGGAGGAGUUGGACAGCUGGAAGGCGUCUCUGCUACAGGCCGGAGUCUACCCUGAGAAAGUCACCGUGGACGGGCAGGGAAAUGGAGCUCCUGAAAACUUCACAGACCCCCAGCUGGAGCGUCAGGUGGAAACCAUUCGUAACCUGGUCGACUCCUACAUGAGCAUCAUCUAUAAGACCAUGAAAGACUUGAUGCCAAAGACCAUUAUGCACCACAUGAUCAACAGCGUGAAGGAGUUCAUUAGCUCUGAGCUCCUGGCCCAGCUCUACGCUCUGGGAGAGAGCUCAGCGCUGAUGGAUGAGUCACCGGAGCAGCAGCAGCACCGGGAGGAAGUGCUCCGCAAGCACGCCGCCCUGAAGGAGGCGCUCGCUGUCAUCGCAAAGUUCUCCACCUCCACCUGCACCACCCCUCUGCCUCCACCUGUAGACUCCUCCUGGAUACGGCCCUCCAGCCCGACACUCCCUAGAAACUCAGUGACCAGUGGCAAGCCAGCGGUUCGAGGCCAUGCCCCAUCUGUCCCUCGGGUGCAUGCUCACACUCCUUCCCCGAGCACUGAUGGCCUUCAGCCCAACCGUGCUCCACCUAGUGUGCCAAGGAGGCAUCCUCCAGCUGUCCCAAAGGUCAAAUAACAUCUCUGCUCAGAACUCCAUUACCCAUGAUCCUUCUAGCUGCUGCUCAGUGCUGCCCAGAGACACCCAUGACCUGUGUGAUGUGUAAUCCAGCUGAAGCACUACGCUGGGCUUCUCUCUGACUCCUCUGGGAGCUGCUGUCUGCAAAAUUCACUAAAUCUUGAGCCUGUUUUGUACAUAAUAUCGUCGGCCAUAAAUUGCGGAAUGUGCUCCGCUGUCUGCAGACUCUUCCUCAAGUGCCUGAACUUUGUGUAAAUAGAAAUACUAUUUUUGAGUUAUUCUACUAAAAUAGAAUACACAUGCAUUAUUUUCACUGUUGAAUAAACACAAACAGGUUUUAUUUUUUAAA
This is a messenger RNA of Perca fluviatilis (European perch), 3356 nucleotides long. RefSeq names its product dynamin 3a (gene dnm3a). The record is from RefSeq and is a predicted model, not a curated record. The coding region runs from base 527 to 3007 and encodes 826 amino acids. Gene Ontology annotation, cellular component: microtubule; membrane; cytoplasm. Lineage: Eukaryota; Metazoa; Chordata; Actinopteri; Perciformes; Percidae. The transcript is spliced from 21 exons. Gene Ontology annotation, molecular function: GTPase activity; GTP binding; microtubule binding.